GUUUCGGUGCAGCGGCGCAACCCAUAUUGCGAUAAGGGGCAAUCGUGAUUAAAGCCACAACUGAAUUGAGGCUGCUGUGGGCUCACUGGCAGUCGAACUGAUGGAUCGGAUUGUUCGGUUCCAUUGCACGAUUCAGUUGUUCCUCGUCAAUCGCGACCUGCGGAAGUGUUCAUUGCUCUAUCGUGCUCCAUCGUAUUGUAGUGCUGAUUCUGACCCUUGAGUCUUACACUUAGUAGCUGUGAAUACAAUUGGAGUGGCGAGCGGAUAGAUGGAGAUCCGAGUGGGAGUGGGCGAUCUGCUGAAAAUGGGCACCAAGCUCAUUGGCCACAAGAUCGUCCAGUACCGCCUAGGCACAAAGCAGACGAAGGUGGUCUGCACCAGGGAUGGCCAGGUGCGCGGACAUCGGCGAAGAACACUCUACGACGAGGAACUGUACUUCGCCUUCGAAGGAAUCCCCUUCGCCCAGCCGCCGGUGGGGGAGCUGCGCUUCCGUGCCCCCCAGCCGCCACGCCCCUGGCUGGGGGUGCGGGACUGUACCUACCCGAGGGCCAAGCCCAUGCAAAAGCACUUCGUGCUCAGCAUCGUCGAAGGCAGCGAGGAUUGCCUGUACCUAAACGUGUACUCCAAGCGCCUGAAGUCGGACAAGCCGCUGCCCGUGAUCGUCUGGAUUUAUGGCGGUGGAUUCCAGAUCGGCGAGGCUGGUCGGGACUUCUACAGUCCAGACUACUUCAUGCAGCAGGACGUCGUGGUUGUCACAUUCAAUUACAGGGUGGGCGCAUUGGGCUUCCUCAGCCUCGCGGACCGCGACUUGGAUGUGCCAGGAAACGCUGGUCUCAAGGACCAAGUGAUGGCCCUGCGCUGGAUCAGUCAGAACAUAGCGCAGUUCAAUGGAGACCCCCAAAACAUAACGCUGAUGGGCGAGAGUGCGGGCGCAGCCUCCGUCCACGCGAUGAUGACCACAGAGCAAACCCGAGGGCUGUUCCAUAAGGCCAUCAUGCAAUCGGGGUCCAUGUUCUGCGAGUGGGCCAACGAGCCAAGUGGCAGGUGGGCAUACCGCCUGGCCUGCCAGCUGGGAUACUCGGGCAGUGAGAACGAGAAGGAGGUGUUUCGAUUCCUCCAAAAAGCGCCCGCCUCCGAAAUGGCCGCACAGGGAAUUACGCUCGUCUCCCAAGAGGAACGGCGGGAGUACGUCCUGUUUCCCUUUACUCCCGUGGUGGAGCCCUAUAUCACCAGGGAUUGCGUGUUGCCCCGUUGCCAUAGGGACAUGCUGCCGGGCGCUUGGGGGAAUGACCUGCCGCUGAUACUGGGGGGCAACUCCUUUGAGGGCCUCUUCGCCUACCAGAGCACCCUGCACGACGAGGAGCACAUGCUGAGUGCCUUUGAGGUCCUAAUUCCCCGCGAGGUCAGGGAAACGAGCACCCAGUCUCACCUCAAGGAGCUGCUGCGCCAGUUCAAGCUGGAUAACUUCGAGGAUGCCACUCGUGGGCGCAUGGAGUUCAAUGAGUGCCUGCAUAUACUGUCCAUCAAACACUUCUGGCACGGCAUCCAUCGUACUGUACUGGCCCGCCUCAGCCACGCCCCCACUACGCCCACCUAUCUGUACCGGUUCGACGUGGACUCGGCCCACUUUAACCACUUCCGGCAGGUGAUGUGCGGAAAACACGUUCGCGGAGUCAGCCACGCCGACGAUAUUUCCUACCUCUUCUACCACAUUCUGGCCAGCAAGGUGGAGAAGUCUUCGAUGGAGUACCAGACCAUUCAGAGACUGGUGGGCAUGUGGGUGGCCUUCGCCCGGAACGACAAUCCCAACUGUCCCCAGAUCGGGCCGACCACGUGGGAAGCGCUGGAGGAGCAAGGUCCGCAGAGGUGCCUCAAUAUUGGAAAGCAACUGGAGUUCAUUGUGCUGCCGGAGUCCAAGCAGAAUCGGAUUUGGGAUAGACUCUACGAUAGGCACGACCUGUUCCCCAGGUUCUGGGCCAACCGGAAGGCCCAGUUGUUGUCCGGACUUUCCGCCCAUUCGCUGAGCGCACAUCCCGACUGCAUGAUGGCCUUGUGGAAGAGACCACGUGUUUGCUCCGUGGUCAUCAUCACGUGGACUGAAGCGGAUCCUGCACUUUCUCCCAUCAGUGUGAUGUUGUUGGGGUCGCCAUUGAAGUGGGCGAUGUUCUGGCUUAUCCAACGCAGAGCCAUUACUUGGUCCUUCAGACCCGCGUUUCCGGGAACAUCCAGCCUCGGGGCCCUAAAUGUUCUUCCGCUGCAAGAUAAAAGGUUGCUAGCGCGAAGCCAGCACUUAGCAGUCGAGCAUGGAGAGGUAAGGUCGCAGCAGCAGCGCGCACUCCGCGGCAGCGAACUAAGUUUUCCCGAAUCCUCCAGCUUGCAGGUGAACACGACCAGCGGACCGGUGCGCGGAAAACUGUGCACAGCUGUGUACGGCGAUGAGUACGUCAGCUUCGAGCGGAUCCCGUACGCGCAGCCGCCGGUGGGCCCGCUCCGCUUCAGGGCCCCCGUGCCCGUGGCGCCCUGGAGCCAGCCCCUGGACUGCACCCAGCCCGGCCAGAAGCCGCUCCAGUUCAACCACUACUCCCAGCAGCUGGAGGGCGUCGAGGAUUGCCUGUAUCUGAAUGUCUUCGCGAAGGAGCUGGACUCCCCCAGGCCUCUACCGCUGAUUGUGUUCUUCUUUGGAGGUGGCUUCGAAAAGGGCGACCCCACCAAGGAGCUGCAUAGUCCUGACUACUUCAUGAUGCGCGAUGUGGUCGUAGUCACGGUCUCGUAUCGCGUGGGUCCCCUGGGAUUCCUGAGCCUGAAGGAUCCUGCCGUUGGAGUGCCCGGAAAUGCAGGCCUGAAGGAUCAGCUGCUGGCCAUGCAAUGGAUCAAGGAAAACGCAGAAAGAUUUAAUGGCGAUCCCAAGAACGUGACCGCUUUCGGUGAGAGCGCCGGAGCCGCUUCAGUGCAUUACUUGAUGCUGAAUCCCAAGGCUGAGGGUCUGUUCCAGAAGGCCAUUUUGCAAUCGGGCAAUGUGCUCUGCUCCUGGGCCCGCUGCUCCAUCCAGAAUCUGCCCCAUCGGUUAGCGGUCAACCUGGGUAUGGAAAGUGCCGAGCAUGUAACCGACGCCAUGGUUUUGGACUUCCUGCAGAAGCUGCCGGGAGAGAAACUCGUUCGACCAUAUCUACUCAGCGCAGAGGAGCACCUGGACGACUGCGUCUUUCAGUUUGGACCUAUGGUGGAGCCCUAUAAGACGGAGCACUGCGCGCUGCCCAAGCAUCCGCAGGAGCUGCUAGACAAGGCCUGGGGCAACAGGAUUCCGGUGCUGAUGAGCGGCACUUCCUUCGAGGGUUUGCUGAUGUACGCCCGGGUCCAGAUGGCGCCGUACUUGCUGACCAGCCUGAAAAAGGAACCAGAGCACAUGCUGCCACUGGAUGUCAAGCGGAAUCUGCCCCAGGCGCUGGCUCGGCAUCUGGGCCAGCGACUGCAGGAGACCCACUUCGGCGGAAGCGACCCUUCUUCCAUGUCGCCAGACUCCCUAAAAGCGUACUGCGAGUAUGCCAGCUAUAAGGUGUUUUGGCAUCCCAUUCUAAAAACGCUGAGAUCCCGCGUGAACAGCUCCAGUGCAUCCACAUAUCUUUAUCGAUUCGACUUCGACUCUCCCACGUUCAAUCACCAGCGAUUGAAGUACUGCGGGAACCAGUUGCGGGGCGUAGCCCACGUGGACGAUCACUCGUACCUGUGGUAUGGAGCCUUCUCCUGGAAGCUGGACAAGCACACACCCGAGUUCCUCACAAUCGAGAGGAUGAUUGACAUGCUGACAAGCUUCGCGAGGACAUCGAAUCCUAACUGCAAGCUCAUCCAGGAUCAGCUGCCUCGUGCCAAGGAAUGGAAGCCCCUGAACAGCAAAUCAGCUUUGGAGUGCCUCAACAUCUCUGAGAACAUCAAGCUGAUGGAGCUGCCGGAGCUGCAGAAGCUGCGGGUCUGGGAAAGUGUCUGCCAAUCAACGGACUAGCCCAGAGUAUUAAAUUUCCUUGCCAAAUUUGUAGCCGAUAUCAAACAAUUGCCGAGUUUCUACAACACAAAUUUCAUUUGGAACUAUAUUGUAUAAAGUACCCAUACGUUAUGGGGGCAACAAGUAUUUGUUGACAACCAGUCAAAUCGAUAAUGGUAAAGGCCUGGCGCACAAAACCAA
Drosophila erecta is the source of this 4177-nucleotide messenger RNA. RefSeq lists its product as uncharacterized. The transcript is spliced from 7 exons. The coding region runs from base 269 to 3997 and encodes 1242 amino acids. The record is from RefSeq and is a predicted model, not a curated record. Lineage: Eukaryota; Metazoa; Arthropoda; Insecta; Diptera; Drosophilidae.